GAGUUAGCAAUCAUUCAUUCCUUGGGCCAGCGUUCAUAGGCGGCCAGUCGCUAUCCUGUUCCUCCCCGUCCUAGUCAUGGCGUCAGGCGGUAGACGGCCACGAGGGGGGCAGCUCCCUCCAUUCGAGCCAGUGCUUGCGCACAAGCAAGCAGAUCUGAGGCGAACACAUGUGGUGUGGGAGUGGGCGGAAAGGGGGCAGGAAUGGGGGGUGGCGGGCGGAGGCAACUUCCUUCUGCGCUGCCGACUGUGUGGGGAGGUGUUCACGGGUUCGAGGUCCAGAGCAGUGGAGCACUUCACGAAACCGAAGGCACACUGCCCCCGACGGAAUGGGGAGAUUUUGUAUAGACUGCAAGCGGUUGGUGCUUUGUUGAGGGAUGCAUUGUCACUCAGGCUGGCUGCUGAGCACGCAGACAGGAUGGAUGGAGAGCUUGCCACCGAGGACUUGCGUGAGUUGGACGAGCCAUGUGACCUGGUGCCGGAUCGUGCAGGAGGAGUUGGAGACGGUGAUCGUGGUGAGGGUGGUACACAGCAGGGGCAGGAUGCCGGGACUGUGAGAGAUGAGUUGCAGGGCGUUGAAGGUGCAGGAGAUGGUGGAGGGGAUGGAGGGGGAGCUCGGGUUACUGGCACGACGGCCACCACCUCCACACAGGUGGUGCCGAGGAGGAGACAGACGACCCUAGAUGUUCAUCUAGGGAACAAGGUCCAACACGACUUGAUCGUCUCAGCAGGACAGUCCGGACCCAUCCUCAUCCGGACCAUCGUCAUGUCGCAUCGGGAGAAGACGCGAGUCGGCCUGGCAGAGAUUUGGGAGGGAGUCAUCAGAGAUGACAUUGGCAUUGACAAUGUGAAUGCCAUCUGCACCGACAACGCAGAAGUGAUGAAGACAGCAACUGGCAUCUUGCAGUCACACCCCGGGUGCGCACAAGUUAGUCAAGUUCAUGCGCAACAAACAACGAGCCCUGGCACUUCACAAGACCAUAAGAAGAACGCGCUAGUACUGAAGCGACCAGCGGAGACGCGUUUUGGGACAACGUUCAUGAUGCUGGAGAGGCUAUAUGAGCAGAGGGGUGUGUUAGACAAGCUCGUGUCAGGGGAGUUGUGGGCGCAGGUGCAGUGGACUGGGGAUGCGAGGAGGGAUGAGCUCGAGGUGCGUAGGAUGUGCAAAGACGAUUCUUGGUGGGGGAGGGUGAAGAUGGUCGUGGACGUCAUGGCCCCGUGCUUCAGGUUCCUCAGGGACAUGGACAGGGAUGGGUCAUCACCCACAGGAUUGUGGGAUUUGGAGAGCAUAUUGCGGUGGAGGGUCAAGGCUCUUGGACUGACGGAGGAUGAGAGGAGGGCGGUCAUGGAUAUCAUAUCCGACAGAUGCAGGAUGAUGCGUCAGCCUGCCCAUGCGGCUGCGUAUCUGUUGGAUCCUCGCCGUCGUGAUAUCUCUUUGCUGGUGGACCGCAGCAGCUCCCUCGUGCAGAGCGCGCUAGACCACUUGGCUCACUUUCAGGGUGCGGGUUGGGAGUCUGAUUUUGUGCAUAACCUUUGGCAGGCAUUGUGGACUUUCCAUUGCAAUGACCCUCGCUAUUUGCCGAAGAGUGGAGCGCACUGGUGGGACGAGUUUGCGGUGAAGGACUCGGCGGAGGGGGGAAUGCAUACAGCGAUGUGGUGGGAGCUUCACGGUGGCCAGCAGCCGAGACCGCAGACGAUUGGGAAGAAGCUCCUCAGUGCCAGCAGGAGGACGAACAGCGGGUACAUUUAUGUGUGGGAGGACCAGGUGGAGGACCCCGCGGAGGAGAUCGAUGGUGACGACCGUGUCCCCGCAGCGGUGCCAGAGGAGGAGUGGGAGGAGAUCGACAGGAGGAACAGGAGGAAGGAGGGGCGUAAUCGAUUUGGGAAGGGGAAGGCACCGAUGGAGGAUGAGGAUGAGGAUGAGGAGGGUGAUGAGGCACUUUGGCAGGAUGCGGUGUGGAUGCACAGAGAGAUGAUGGAGGCGCAGCACGAGCAGAGAGAUGUAGGCCGUACGUUGCCUGAGGACCAGCAUGAAUUAUUGGACGCGUGGGGUGGAGUGGACCAGGGAUACCGUGAGGAGUCUAUGGGGGAGGGUUGGGGUCGGGUAGAUUUGGAGGAGCUUUUGACCAGGGAUAGCGAGGCAGGCAGCACAGAGGUGGGGCAGGAGGAGGAGAGAAGUCAGCACGUUCCACAUUCGUCGACUGCCGGAGAGGGAGGUCAUACUGGGGGUGUUUCAGUUGAUGCACGUACGUCGGCUCCUGCAGCAACCCAUCAUGCUGCUGAGAGGAUUCUGCGAGGGGCAGAGGCGGACCCAUUACCAGCGUUUGUCGCAAAGCUUGGUGUGGAGCAGAGGGUGGAGCAGAGGGUGGAGCAGAGGGUAGAUGGGAUGGUGCAGGACAGGGCGGAGCAGAGGGCUGACCAGAGGAUUGAACACCGGAGAGAGCGGAGGGAUGGACACAACUUGGAGGUUCAGGUGGACGUUACCAUGGACGAGAGCGUAGUUCGACAAACGGAGGACAGGGGCAGCGAGAGGAGGGGUGUGGCAUCUACACGCGAGAGUAUAAUCCAGGUGUUCCCUGGCAGUGCCCUACACCACCCCCCGUCGGUGACUUUACGUCGCCCGGUUGCGCACGCGAGUGGAGCAUCCACUUCGUCAGCGGCGGCUGCCCCACCUGUGCGUAGUCCAUUAGGCAUGCCACCGUUCCCUGCAGGACUUCCAUCACCCAUUGUUGAUGAUGUGAAGACAAGUCGUGCAGGCAGGAAGAGGAGGAGGGAGGAUGACGGAGGCGCAUUACCACCUCCUCCACGACCGCAGGGUGGCACUCGUGGUCGCCCGCGAGGCUCAGGUUCAGGCAGGGGUCGAGGCAGGGGUCGAGAUUCAUGGGCGAUGAGUUCAAUGGGGGCAGACGACGCGGGUGAGGACGAUGUUGGGCAGCGCACCACUGCAUGCACUGAUUUGACGGUGGGUGUUCGCACGAGGUCUCAGGCCUCGAUUGGAGUUCGCAGUACGAAAUCCGGUCGUAUCAUUGACGACGAUUCAUAUGCCGCCUCAAGUGAUGGCCUUUCUGGUAGUGACUACGUGGAUGAGAGGGAUAGUGAGACUCGUGCCCGGGGAGAGGAUGAGAGUGGACAUGACGAUAGCUCAGACUGGUAUUGGGCACGAGGACAACUAGAAGGAUGUUCACUAAUGCGUUGAGGGAUGUGUUCUGUCAUCGGUGGUUCUAUCAUGGAGGAACUUGGGCAUUGAUGUUGCAAUUUCGUGU
Molecule: messenger RNA, 3260 nt
Organism: Chara braunii
Lineage: Eukaryota; Viridiplantae; Streptophyta; Charophyceae; Charales; Characeae
Source: the annotation of a GenBank genome assembly